AUGUCGAAAGUCCGGUGGACGGCCGACGCGUUUUGGAACUUGCAGGAUCAAAUUCCCGAGGACAGGAAACCGUUGACGUAUAUUCUCUACGCAGACAAGGCAAAACUAUCGUCAUUUGGACGAGCAAAAGGAUAUCCAGUCGUCGCCCGCAUAGCAAACCUCCCGACCUCAAUUCGCAACGGGGAAGGAUUUGGCGGCGGCCGAGUCGUCGGUUGGCUACCAAUCGUCAAGGAAGAUAAGCGACAGCGCAACAAGCCGCCUUGGGCGGCCUUCAAGAACGUCGUGUGGCAUAAGUCUUUCGAGAGGAUCCUCGAAGACAUUGCCGCACACUCCAAGUCCGGGUGCUGGAUUCGAUGCUGGGACGAUAUAGAACGCAAGUUUUAUCCCCGCGUCCUCGUCCUUUCUGCGGACUAUGAGGGGCAGUGCGUUAUGGCCCUCACUCGCGGUGUCAGCUCCAAGUACCCAUGUCCCAUUUGCAUUAUCCCGCGGGAGGAGCUCUCAAACGUCGCCAACCGGCCCGUUUACCCACUUCGAACACGAGACGGCGUCAUCGCCACUCUGCACAAGGCCCGGAAUGAGUCCCGAACGGAAGGCGAGGAGACGUUGAUGGCUGAGGGGCUGCGGGACAUCGACAACGCGUUCAACGCUGUCGAGAGCGCCGACGUACACCGUGCCCUCCCCUUCUCCAACUUGGCUCUCUUGCUCUUUCACCCUCCUUCCCCAUCUCCGCUUCUUCCUCCAUCUCCUUUGCUUUCCUCUUCCCCUUCCCCUGCGCAGAAUUAUCCAGCUCAGACGCCGCCUCCAACAACGCCGUGAGCCACUCCCUCAACGGCGGGCUAGAGCUCCCUCAGGUCGUCCAGCGCUAGAUCACGUCCCUCGUCGUCGGGUGCAUUGCACCGAACAUCCCGCCAAAACCAAUGCUGAAGCCGUUUGCAACCGCACCCGCACAGAGUCCACCGCCGUUACCAGCACCGCCAGCAUGGCAUUGGCGCCGCCAACGUCGUCGUCCAGACUCGGGAAUCCGGCGCGCAGGGAUGGAAAGGAUGGUGUCGUGCAGUUCCGCGCGGAUGCGGUGGACGUCGAGAGCGCGGUACGGAUCUGAUGGCGUAGGAGCGCUUGAGGUUGUGGAAGAGGAAGAUGACAGGGACAGGGACGAUAGUGUCGCUAAACGAAGGGGCGCCAAUACGGCAGGCUGAGUAUCCCUCGCCCUCAACAGGUGGCUGUGCCCCUCGAGCGGCUCUUUAAUCUUGUCGGUCCCGCAGCGUCGCACCUGCGCGGGUGGAUCGCGAGCGCGGCGGAGUAGUUGUCCAAGCCGUUGGCGGCGACAUCGGCGAGCACGGAGAGGGCGCUGCGCAUCGCGCUGGGGUGGUUGUACCCCGCGCCGAAGUAGAUUGCGUCGAACUUGGCGAGGAAAGGUGUGGUUUGAAUAUCACAAUGCUUUCUUCGAGGACGGGGGUGACGGUGUUGUAGAUGGGCAUCCAGUGAAAACUAUGACGAGCGCAGGUGCAGGUAGGCUUUUCCGCGGUGGGUGCAGAGGUAGAAACGUCGGGGUCGGACGAGGGAGAAGAGGAGGAUGGGGACGGAUAGAGUGGCAUUGUACACGCGCUGGCGGGGUCAAGCUCAACGUCUCCAUCGACGUACUCGAUGUACUGUUUCUUCGCUUUCGUCCUCCCCCCAUCCAAGAUCUUCCCCAAAGCCCGGGAGCCGAAAUGUAAUUGAAUGUCUUCGAGCAUAACGGGAGUCGAUUCCGUAGCGCCUUCUUUCGCUUAGCGAGCAUGGCGAUGAAGAUGUCGCACCAUACCCAGAAGAGGACGGUCUUGAGGGCGCGAAGGUCGGCGACGGAUCUGAGCCGGACUAGGAUGACGAUGUUGGUUUGAGCAUAUCUAAGCAUUUCCAUCUGAAACAGCACAGAAAUUGUAGCCAAGCAGUUGCAUCAAUGGUACCAAUGAGGCCGAUUACGUCUGCUGUGUACAAUAGGCGUGUACGCGAAAGGCGGAAGCCGGUGCGUGUAGCGCAGACGGUACGCCACACAUCUUGAACCCACGAGAAGAGCACCUCAACGCACUACCUGGAGAGGUUGUCGUGCGAUGCCGAGUUGAGCAUGGCUGGGUGGAGGGUCAGACGACCGAGGUCGUUGACGGACAGGGAUGUUGGCGUUCAUCUUUUUCAUGUGGUACAAUGCGCGAUUAAAUGUGUUUGGAUGGGUUAGGACAGGGCGG
Molecule: messenger RNA, 2219 nt
Organism: Coniophora puteana RWD-64-598 SS2
Lineage: Eukaryota; Fungi; Basidiomycota; Agaricomycetes; Boletales; Coniophoraceae
Exons: 7
Coding region: 1-816 (271 amino acids)
Source: RefSeq, a predicted model, not a curated record